Actinia tenebrosa (Australian red waratah sea anemone) is the source of this 2076-nucleotide messenger RNA. RefSeq names its product probable sodium-coupled neutral amino acid transporter 6. Lineage: Eukaryota; Metazoa; Cnidaria; Anthozoa; Actiniaria; Actiniidae. The record is from RefSeq and is a predicted model, not a curated record.
UCGGGUUGUAUUACGUGAAAAUUGAUAAUCGGGUGAACGUGUUGCAAUACGGUUUCUACUUUUUGUUGUUUAUUUACAAUAACGCUGUAGAAUAUGGACAACGAAAUGAAUAAUUCAAGCAUUCAAACAUCAGCGGAAAGUCAACCUAAGAUUACUGAGGAUUUGAGCUUUUCAGACCAAACCAAAAUGAGUAUCAAUGAUCCUACAUUAGAGACCCUAGAUAGCCGAACUGUUACUGCUACAGAAUCAACUCCACUUUUGGAGACAGAGCCUGAAGAAGACCAUGGUAGACAUGGAACAAUUGUAUCUUCUAUCUUUACAUUGGUUUCAACCAUGAUUGGUGGAGGCAUUUUAUCACUUCCAUUUGCGUUUCAACAAGGAGGUUUCAUCACAACAUCUUUCAUACUGUUCUUUGUAUUACUGGCUUCAACACAUGGUGGAUUUUUGAUUAUUAACAGCAAGAAAUACUGUCAAGGUAGAAUCAAGAAUGUUGAGGAUGUGGGAAGGAUAGCCUUUGGAUCCAAAGGAGAACUUCUUACACAGAUUGUAUUAAUCAUUACUCUUUUCCUGUGUUCAGUGGCCUACUGGAUUCUCAUUACAGACCAGCUCCAGCCAAUAUUUAUUCUCAUCUGUGGUAGAAAUUCCUUCUGGUCCAAGAAGAUUGUGGUACUUACAAUUCCUGUGUUGAUCGUCUUUCCAAUAACUUUAUUAAAAAGCAUGAAUGCUUUGAAAUUUACAUCAUUUUUAAGUGUCAUCUGUGUGUUGUUUCUUGCUGGGGCCAUAAUACAUCAGUCUUCCGUGUCACAUUUAGGAGGCUUAAUCGAUGAUCCUAAGAAUCCUGUCAAGUGGUGGCCAGAAAACUUAGGAGGAUUUCUAACAUCUGUGUCUAUCACUGGGUUAACAUUUUCCUGCCAUUUUAACAUUCUUCCCAUGCACAGUGAACUGCGAUAUCAAACAAGAAGUAACAAAAGAAUCAUACUCUACACAGCUAUGGCAAUCACUUAUACUUUGAAUGUGUUAGUUAGUUUCUUUGGUUACAUGCAGUUUCGCCAGUUCAUAGACCAGGAUAUCACAAAGAACUAUCCUCAUAACAGUGUGGUAUUGACCAUUGGACGAUGUGCAUUAUCAAUGACAUUGCUUCUCAGCUUUCCUCUUCUUGUAUUCCCUUGUAGAGACGUCAUCAAUAGAUUAAUCUGGAAGGAACAUUCUCCUGUGUUGAUGUCCAACUCUGUUUMUCGUACGAUGAGCUACAUAUCAAACAUCACAAUAACUGGGCCAUCUCGUCUUGUAUGGUUCACGGAAACAGCCUUCUUGGUAUUUGUUAGCUACGUGCUGGCUUAUUAUAUUCCACAGGUCGCUAUGGUGUGGGGAUUCGUUGGUGCUAUCGGCACCACUCUAACAAUCUACAUCCUUCCACCGGCCUUCUAUCUUCGUGUUAGGAUCCACCCACCACGGCCCGACCUCAAACAAUUAGCAGCUUGGGGUUUAAUGAUCAUAGGAUUUAUUGUCCUUAUGGUUUGUACCUAUCAGUCCGUAGUGAAUGUCGUACAGCCUAUCCCAAAAAUACUACCAUUAAAUUCAGACAAUGUAACGGUUUCUCUCCAUCAAGGUUUAUGAUGUUAUAUUACUAAAGGACCAAAUAGUUACAUUAUUCUACAUUAUUCCCGAUGAUGCCACUCAACAAGUCGGUAUAGUACGCACUAUACAGUGCAGUGUGCGGAAAACAAUAAUAAUAAUAGUCUCAAAGCUUCUAGCUUGGCACACAUUAAAACAACCCUUGCACGGACGAGGUACAGGAAGAUCCGUCUACUGAAGCAGAAAACUGGGACAGCAAAUUUUUUACUAAUCAUAUUGAUGGUUUGCCAGCAAUCCCAAGAGAGUUAAAAGACAAAAACAUGGCGGCCAUUGUGGUACCGUUAACAAUGGAUGCUAGUGAGAAAUGUUUUGAUAAAUGGUACCAACAUGGCCGCGAUGACGUAACGUGCAAACGAAGAAUAGCGGGUGGAGACCAUUCAUCAUCCAAUUCUACUGAUUACUUAAUCACCCGGGGGGGGGGGUACUCCCCUAUAUUCGCUA